Ictalurus furcatus (blue catfish) is the source of this 3354-nucleotide messenger RNA. RefSeq names its product collagen, type VIII, alpha 1b (gene col8a1b). The record is from RefSeq and is a predicted model, not a curated record. Gene Ontology annotation, molecular function: protein binding. The transcript is spliced from 5 exons. Lineage: Eukaryota; Metazoa; Chordata; Actinopteri; Siluriformes; Ictaluridae. Bases 120 to 2378 code for a protein of 752 amino acids.
GCUUUAUAAGCACAGUUUGCUUUGUGCAUCCUUCUGCUGCAGCUCCACUUUACUGAGAGGAAAAAGAAAGAGUGAGAGAAAGCGUAAAGGACAGCAAGACAGCAAGAGAGGACGUGGCCAUGCAUUUCCACUCUGCCUGUGGAUUUGCCUUGGUGGUACAGCUUUACCUGCUGCCUCAUGCCCAAGCAGGGGCAUACUAUGGACACCAGCAGGUGGCCCAGCAAAACCAUCCACUCCCGCAGUUACCUCACAUGCCACUGGGCAAGGAAGGGAUACCCCAGCAGCAGUACUUAGGGAAGGAGUUGCCUCAUCUGCCAUAUGGAAACGAUAUGCCCAUGCUGCCUUACUAUGGAAAUGAACAGCCACAGAUGCCCUUUCCUUUGGCAAACCCCAAUCUAGGCAAAGGUGAAAGCAUUCUCCGAGGUCAGAAAGGUCCAUCAGGUGAAAAUAUUCUCCGAGGUCAGAAAGGUCCUUCAGGUGAAAAUAUUCCCAGGGGCCAGAAAGGUCCUUCAGGUGAGGUUGGCCCUAUGGGACCUCGAGGACCUCAGGGGCCUCCUGGACCUCCAGGUCAGGGAAUUACAGGACCUCCUGGAAAACCAGGUCAACCUGGCCCUCAGGGAUACCCUGGGAUUGGAAAACCCGGUAUGCCAGGACUGCCAGGAAAACCUGGAGGAAUUGGAUUGCCAGGGCCAAAGGGUGACAUGGGACCAGGUGGUGGUGUAGGACCAGUAGGGUUGCCAGGACCUCCAGGUCUUCCAGGCCCACAUGGGCUACCAGGUCUGUCAAAACCAGGCGCACAAGGAUUACCUGGGCAGCCUGGGUUUCGUGGUGAGCCGGGACAAAAGGGCGCUCCAGGGAUUCCCGGGCUUCCAGGACCUAAAGGUGAUUUUGGACUUGGCCUUCCGGGAUUACCAGGGGUAAAAGGACCACCUGGCCCUCCGGGGGUACCAGGUCCAGGAGGACCACAAGGAGUUGGAAAGCCAGGUCUAAAUGGACUACCUGGGGCCCCCGGAGGCCCUGGUAAACCUGGUCUCCCUGGAGAGCAAGGGUUAGCAGGAUUUCCUGGUGAAGAGGGACAACCAGGGCCUCCAGGCCUACCAGGUAUUGGCAAACCUGGUUUGGAUGGUUUUCCAGGGCCACCCGGUCUUCCAGGUGGAAAGGGUGAGCCAGGUCCACCCGGUUUUCCAGGUGGUCCAGGUUUACCUGGAAUUGGUAAACCUGGAUACCCUGGACCAAAAGGUGACAAAGGACAUGGUGGCUUACCUGGGGCUCCAGGUCCAAAAGGUGAGAAAGGUCAUGGUGGAUUUCCUGGAAUAAUUGGCCCACCUGGACCAGGUGGUCUUCCUGGUACACCAGGUCUCAUGGGGCCCCCGGGUGGCAUUGGCUUCCCUGGCCCAAAAGGAGAGGUUGGUGAAGUUGGGCCAAAAGGACCAGUAGGUCCCACAGGUGAACCAGGACCCCCAGGACUCCCAGGAAAAUCAGGGUUCCCAGGAGAAGGUGGGCAACCAGGACCUAGAGGCUUACCUGGACCUUUGGGUCCUCAAGGUGAAAAUGGACACAAAGGUUUACCUGGUCUCCCCGGGGCUCCUGGCAAGCCUGGACCAAAGGGGGAAGGUGGUAUACCAGGAGAGAAAGGCAGUCAAGGUCCAAUUGGAAUCCCAGGAUUAAUGGGGCCAAGUGGAUCAAUUGGGCCUCCUGGACUUCCUGGACCAAAGGGAGAAUAUGGACCACCAGGAAAGCCUGGACCACCAGGUGAAGGAAAGCCUGGUUUUCCAGGCCCAGUGGGUCCACCGGGGAAACCGGGUCCUGGUGGACUUCCUGGUAAACCUGGAAUACCUGGCCUUCCUGGUCCUCCUGGUCCACCUGGGCCUCCGUCUGGCGAAGGUGCUGUUCUUCCUGAGCUAGGUCCAGGACUUGAUGGGGCCAAACAAGGAGCCUAUGCGAAAAUCAAGCCUGGAGAUUUUAUUGGAAGGAAUGGUCUUGAGAUGCCUGCCUUUACUGCUCAGCUAACAACACCAUUUCCACCUGUUGGCACACCAGUAGUCUUCAACAAGAUCUUGUACAAUGGCAACCAGAAUUACAACCCCCAAACCGGCAUUUUCUCCUGCAGUAUACCAGGAAUUUAUUAUUUUGCAUACCACGUCCACUGCAAAGGGGCCAAUGUCUGGGUGGCUCUGCAAAAGAACAAUGAGCCAGUCAUGUACACAUACGAUGAGUGCAAAAAAGGUUUUCUGGAUCAAGCAUCAGGAAGUGCAGUACUGCCUCUACAGUCUGGAGACUCUGUUCAUGUUCAGUUACCAUCAGAUCAAGCUCCUGGACUUUAUGCUGGUCAAUACGUCCAUUCGUCAUUCUCUGGAUAUUUAUUAUACCCGAUGUAAUGUGUCCGAUUUAAAAAGUCCCUCACAAGUCAGUCGUGGAAAUAUAAAAUGUACAUGCUUGCUAUCAAAACUGAUGAGUGGGAAUUAAAAGCACAGAAAUUCGCUGAUCUAAACAUCACUGUUCUUUGGAAGUGAAGAUUGUCGGAAUUUAUAGAGCGGCAGAACAAGUGGCAAUAAAGACAAAGCCGUUAAAACUGAAUCUGAAUAUAUUUAGGGGUUUUGGGGUUUGGAGUUGUGUUUCGCCCAUACAGUUUACAUAUAGGCCACAUUUACAUAUCAAUACAAUAACUAUUCAAAUAGCAAGAACACACUUCUCCACAUAUUACCUGCCAGUAUUUAUAUAAUACAGGGAUAAUAUCGGCUAAUUACAUACAUAGCGUAUUUCAGUUUUUACUUCUUCCAUAUGCGUUCGUUACAAUAAUCAACACAUAAACUCAUUGUACUCUCACUCUUUGUAUGGUGCAACAUAUUUGUUAUGGUAUAUUUUGCUUUCCCAGUUAUCACAUCACAUUACAGUAGCUUUAGAUUCGCUAUCAUCUGUGAAUCAGAAUUUAACAUUGAAGAAACAAGGUCAGUUUUGUUUAUUGAUACAACCUGGGGGAUACUUAUGAAAUAUGUAUAUGUGUACAUAUAUAUUUCCUGUUGUUUUCUUUUCUUUUCUUUUCUUUUUUCUUUUCUUUUUUCAACAGGAUCAACGUAGCGUCGUUCCGUUACAUGUUUGUACGUCACAUCUUAGCGGAGUUAGACGCCGAAAAGAUUUCUGUGGAGGUUCUUUUUCUCUGUAAUUUAUUUUUGAAUUUUAUUUGAUUUUAUUUUACUACUGAGUGCUUGAAUUUGUAAAUGUGCAGAAAAGACGUUGGAACAUAAAAAGAAAAGAAAAAUAACGGAUACUGUUUUGUCGUUUUCAGACUGGUGCUAAACAUUUAAUUGAAUGAGGAACAAUGAAGUUUAUUGUGUCAGUUUUUUUUUUUUUAAA